UCUCGCGCGGUAGCACCAUCGGCAGCUAAGCGAUGCAAGUACGCUCAAGUGCACGUCCAUUCUCCGUGACUCUUACUCGUUGUCAAUCAUAGACCACGUUUCCUGGUUGAGUAGCCUUAUCAAAGUUUGCACAAUAAGUUUGAACUUUGGUGUCGGUCGCAAAUCUUGUGCUGGGUGCGAACUUAUCUCCAUUACACAACCGCUGAACGCAUCUGGAAGCGAGCUGUGUGAGUGGCCUAGAAUUGCGACCGCCGUUUUCUGGAAUACAGUGCACAAGUUACCACCGAAAUGUCGCACGGCACAAAAACCCGGAGUGGAAGCGAAUUCACGUCCAACCACGAACACUAUUCCAAGCCAUUCUGUCGCUGCGAAUACCCGUUGGGGAAGCGUUUCAGUAUUUUUGCCAAAGAAGUCCAACAAUGCAGUUGCGGCGAGGACACAUCCACCCGCGUCGAUUGGAUGUGGGAAACCGUUCCACACGAUCCACGAUGCAAUGUGCCAAGCCCUCCGUAUAUGAAAGGUUCCGAGGUUCUUUUUCAUCCCAUCUAUAGCCAAGGCACCUCCGUCGUUCGUAGCAACGAACCGUUAACACGCGGUCAGCAUCAUUAUUGGGAACUGAAGAUUUUAUCACCACUCUCCGGCACGGACAUAAUGAUCGGGAUCGGCACUGAUAAGGUGGAUCUACUUCAGCAUUGCUUUACAUUCGCCAGUGUCCUCGGUCAAGAUGAUCAGUCCUGGGGGUACUCCUACCGCGGACUGGCACAGCACAAUGGACAUUUUAAGUACUAUGGCAGCAAAUACAGCCAGGGCCGUAUCAUCGGUGUUUACGUCGACAUGUUCCGCGGCACACUCGAGUACUUUCUCAACCGACGCACGUUAGGUCGCGCUUACGCUGGAAUCCCGACGAACAAAGGCGUUCAAAUCUACCCGAUGAUUUCGUGCACGGCUUCAAAAAUUUCCAUGAAGCUCAUCAACGCGGCCUCGUUCGAGGACAGCCUGCGAUUUCAUUGCAUGAAGGUAAUAUGCAAGUACCCGAAGCUGCUCGACCAAGUAAAAGCGAUUCCGGGGCUGCAGCAUAUGGUGCAGGAGUUGUGGUUUUUGCAGUUCAAAGGACCAGCAGACGAUCCCACUCGAAACGAUUCGCAUCUGGCCGAUGAAGCAGUACUGUGCGGAAAAAAGCUGAAACUCGAUUCUGAUGCGCAAAGAUACGAAAAUACGGAAUUCCUCGCAGUAUUAUAAACGCGCAGUUACUUUGCAGUUUUUCUCAGUUCAUUACAUUACUAAAUCAUGCAUGAUUAGGAGCGUGCAAGCCACACAUUUACUAACAGCGUUAGUAAUUAGCGGGCUAGAGAGGGCAAAAUACUUUACAUUCCGUUUUGCUCCACAUCAUGUUUUCCUUUGUGUUCAGGUCAGUUACUACUUUUGCAUUUGCGUAUUUACGGAGUAAUGAGCAGCAAUCAAAAUAAACUUUAUUCAGACUUUCGA
Anopheles bellator is the source of this 1485-nucleotide messenger RNA. Its product is annotated as SPRY domain-containing SOCS box protein 3. Gene Ontology annotation, biological process: proteasome-mediated ubiquitin-dependent protein catabolic process. Gene Ontology annotation, molecular function: protein binding. The record is from RefSeq and is a predicted model, not a curated record. Gene Ontology annotation, cellular component: SCF ubiquitin ligase complex. The transcript is spliced from 3 exons. Bases 289 to 1239 code for a protein of 316 amino acids. Lineage: Eukaryota; Metazoa; Arthropoda; Insecta; Diptera; Culicidae.